This is a messenger RNA of Zea mays, 2297 nucleotides long. RefSeq lists its product as uncharacterized. NCBI's taxonomy places the organism in Eukaryota, Viridiplantae, Streptophyta, Magnoliopsida, Poales, Poaceae. Bases 1088 to 1966 code for a protein of 292 amino acids. The transcript is spliced from 2 exons. The record is from RefSeq and is a predicted model, not a curated record.
CGGCCGGCUGCAACGUUUCUUGGUCCACUGCCGAAUAAAGUUCCACCUCUGCAGGUUGGGCCGCACGUUCCCUUUAGGCCCACUCCCGGACUGGUUACUUUGUUUGCUCGCACCGGUACCAAGCCCUGCAGCUCUAGGGCUCCAUUUGUUCGUAAGGGGUGCGUCCCGUUUGGUUCCUUUGCCGAGGUUCUGAAGGCGGCGACGGCUAUGGAGGGGAACAAUGGCAUCCGUGGGCGGGGAGCUGGCCAAGGUUCGGGCUUGGGGAACGGCAGCUUUCGGGGUCGUGGAGCUGGCCAGGGACCAUUCUCGGGACGCAAUGGAAAUGGGAUGGGUCGCGGCUUCGUCGGUGGACAUGCGUCGGUCCCUGGGCAUGGUGGAGACAGGUGGGAUCUUGGCCGAGGUCGUCAAUUUCACAGAGGAGGCGAGCACUUCAACAACGUUGGACCCAACAGGUUUCCAGGUAACAAUCGUGGGGGCGGCUGGAGUCAUGCCAAUAAUAGGGCUAGGUGGGGGGAUGAUUUGCGUGCUGGGCAACGCUCUCUCCAGGGGGAUGUAGCCAGUUUCAGUUCAGGACAGGGGUACGGUUCUGCUGUCAGCAAGGUGGAGGGUUCAUCGUCGGGGCCACCAAUGGCAGGUCCAUCGGCUGAAGCUCUUGCACAAGCUGUCGCCCUGAUUAAUCAUGCUCUUGCCAAACCUGCACCUGAAACCGCUCCUGAUGUAAAACCAGUGCCUUUGGGGUCUCAGUUUCUGUCUGAUGCAAAGGGUAAGAAUGUUAUGCAAGGAAAGGGGGAUGGGGAUCAAGGAGUAGUUGGUGAUCUGUUUGGUAAAGGCGGCGGAAAAGAGAAAGCGCCAUAUUGCUGGAGGUGUUUGACGAAGGGCCAUACCAUGCAGGUUUGCACCGCUGAUCUGUGGUGUGACAUUUGUCAGGCUCCCUCUCACAACACUGAACGCUGUCAGAAGUUCCGGGGUACCAAACCAGCAGCUCUCACGGCUGGCUAUGCAGUGGAUGGGCUGGGGUUCUUUUAUAUACCCCAUACUUCUUCUACCAAGCAGCCUGCAGACUCCAGGUUGGCUAGUAUAAAAAUUGAUGGAGGGUGCUUAUCAGUUCCUCAAGUGGUGGCUGAAUUGGAGAGACUUGAAUCAUAUGAUUGAGUGGGGGGUGGUGCAGACGAAGUUCAAAGCUUCGAUGACAAUAGAAGAGAAGUCGGGGCCUAAAGAGGUUAAGGCUACUUUACCAAAAGUCUGGAUCCAAUUCACAGGCAUUCCAAAUGACAUGAUGGAAUUCUUGCUAAUUUGGGCGGUUGGAUCUAUUUUGGGGGUAACAAAAACUGUUGAUAUGAAGUUUACCAACCAAUAUGGUAUUUGUCGUCUUCAAGUGAUGGUGUUGGACCCUUUGCUGAUCCCGCAGUUCAUUGAGGUGGUGAUUGGUGAAUGUUUAUUUGAGCUGCAAUUUCGGGUUGAAGAAAACAUGGAUGGUGACAGCCCAGUUCCAGUGGAUAUGGAUGACUUUAGCUGUGGGGAAGACGAAAAUAAGUCGGAUCAAUUAGAGGAUGUGGUUCGUGGGGGUAAUUCUCUGCCCCCUAAUAAUAGUGCUCCAGAUAGUGGCAAAUCUGUUUCAAAGGGUGCUGGUAAUGAUGGUAAUACUGGUAAAAAGGGAGCGGCGCAUGAUGUUAUUAGCUCGGUAGUCCAGUAUGCUGAUUUGGGUUUGGGUAUGCAAGGUGUUGAUCAUGCUGGUAAUCCCACUCAAGCUGUUGUGCCAGCAACCUCGUCGUGUAUGGCUGUUUCGGUGCCGUGUACUCCGGAUGUGGCAGCUAUGGCUGCUGUUCCAGAAGCAACUAUGGGGCUAACCGAGUCAGGCAGGAGCAAAAGAAGAAACAGGAGCGGGAAUGGGGACAGCAUGCAAAGAGCUUCAAAGUUGAAGGCUGCUCGCAAUUUAGAUGCGGUCCUCUCUACAGGUUCUUUUUAGAGGUACACACUGGCUUAGAUUCUGGGCCCAGCUACAAAAGGAUGAAGCUGAUGGAGUUUUAAUAAAGAAUGUCUGUCGUCGCCUGGAAUCGGUGGCCAUGCAAUUUUGUGUUAAUUUUGGUUGGAGGUUUUCUAAUAGGAUUGCCUUGUAAUCAUCUCACUGGUUUUAUUAAGUUUAAAGAACCUUUAGUGUGUUAGUGUGUGGCUGUGUGGAGGGGUAUGUCCCUUCAUUGAGCAGUGUGAUAUAACAAUUUGUGUUGGCUCUAACCUCUUUUGAGGGGAAAGCCGGAACUUUCUCUCCAUUAUCAAAAAAAAAAAAUCAAUACCCUUCA